Molecule: messenger RNA, 738 nt
Organism: Aspergillus bombycis
Lineage: Eukaryota; Fungi; Ascomycota; Eurotiomycetes; Eurotiales; Aspergillaceae
Product: UbiX family flavin prenyltransferase
Exons: 1
Coding region: 1-738 (245 amino acids)
Molecular function (GO): carboxy-lyase activity
Source: RefSeq, a predicted model, not a curated record
AUGGGCUGGAUUGGCAGUGCAAUCAUCGUCCUUGUAGGGAGCCUUCUCUACUUAACAAACCGGUUCCCUAAUCUACGCAUAUCUCGGUUCUCCUACAAAUGGGACACAAAGACAGCAGCUAUGGCAGUGGCAGAAACAAGCCCCCAAUCCACACGUCUUCAACCCCCUCCAACCCGGCCCAUGCGAAUCAUCGUCGCAAUGACAGGAGCAACGGGGGCAAUCCUAGGCAUCCGCCUCCUCGAACGCCUACGAGAAAUGAACGUCGAAACGCACCUAGUCAUCAGCCGCUGGGCGGUCGAGACAAUCAAGUACGAAACCAAGUAUACAGCGAACGACGUGCGCGCCCUCGCUACCCGAACCUACCCGGUGAAUGACGCCGCCGCAGCCAUAUCGAGUGGCUCGUUUCAGGCCGAUGGGAUGAUCAUCGUGCCGUGCAGUAUGAGGACGCUGAGCGCAGUACGGACGGGAUUCGCCGAUGACUUGAUCUGCAGAGCGGCCGAUGUAACGUUGAAGGAGAGGAGAAAGCUUGUAUUGGUCGUGAGAGAGACGCCGCUCAGUGCCAUUCAUUUGGAAAAUAUGUUGGAUCUAACCCGUUAUGGAGCGGUGAUCUUUCCGCCCAUGCCUGCGUUUUAUACGAUGCCGGAGAGUGUGGAUGAUAUCGUUACGCAGAGUGUGGGCAGGAUGUUGGAUAUGUUUGGCUUGGAUGCUGGGAAUUUCGAAAGGUGGGAUGGGUUCUGA